This is a messenger RNA of Schistosoma margrebowiei, 1399 nucleotides long. NCBI's taxonomy places the organism in Eukaryota, Metazoa, Platyhelminthes, Trematoda, Strigeidida, Schistosomatidae. The record is from the annotation of a GenBank genome assembly.
GAUCUAUACAUAAAUGGAAUCAUUGUAAGUCAAUUUAAAAUUGGCUAUCAAUAUAUGUAUAAAUGGAGAAUUAUCCAUCAAAUGUAUAAUUCCUAUGAACUCACUAAUGAAACUAUUAGAAAUCAUAAAAUAAAUGUUCAAAGUUAUAUUAUAGAAGGAUUAGCGAAGAUUAUCAUUGGACCACAUUGUGAUAUGCGAUUAUCUCUUCAGCAAGUAGAGGAACCUGGAGAAAUUCAAACAACUGAAAAUUUAACUUAUCAUGAAAAAUAUCCAAUAAAAUUUUGUCUCAGUAAUGGCAAACUUUUAUCAUUUGAAUAUUUAUGGGACGAUGAAAUAUCGUCUGUUAGAAUAAAAAAAGCUUUAUUACUUCAAUUGCAAAUGUCUUCACAAACAUAUGGACAACAAUUUUAUACUGUUGAAAUAGAUCACUUGGGUUCAUGUCAAACAGAAUAUAUUCCUAAAACUAUCAAUUCACAUUCAGUGACUAUGAUCAAGAAACGAAAUUCAAUGUUUUGUAAUGAUGAAUAUCAACCAUUCUUUAUAAGAGAUAAUUCAAAAUUAAAUGAUCAACAGUUCAUAAUAAAUAAUCGACCUUUAUAUUUGCAAAGUGAUUUAUUAUGUGAAUUAACACAUAAAUUAAAUGGACCAAUAAUAAAUGUCAACUGUCAAGAAACUUCAAUUACUCAACAACAAUGGUUUCCAUUAUUUUCUAUAAACACCUUAACUAUUAAUGUAAAUAUGCAAAUAAAUCUUACUGAAGAAACUGAAUAUAAUGGUGAAUUUAUAAAAUUUGAUGGAAUAUCCGAAACGGAUUUUGAAGUACCUGAUAGAAAUCACACAUUAUUGAUUAAUAAUUUACUUAUAGAAAAUAAUAUCACAAACCAUAAUUAUAUUAAUAUGAUAAUGAACACACCUGAGAAAUUCAGUUAUUUUAUUGAACAAUUAAAGUGUUUAACUUAUGAACAAUGGAAAAUAGUAUACAAUUCAUGGGAAGAAAAUAUUCAAACAAGAGAAAUUAGAAAUUUUCUUGAAAAUGUUAUGUUGGAGGUUCAAACUGAAUCAUCGAUAAUCUUUAUCAUAAAUCAUUUUAUUGUUAACGCAAAAGAUGAAUAUAAACAACUUAAAUGGAUCAACUAUCUUAGUAUAGUAAAGAAACCAACCAUUGAGUUCAUGAAAGAGAUUAAGAGCUUGUUAACAGAUCAUUUAUACAAUCACACAGUUUAUUAUGUCAGUUUAAGUAUAAAGUGUUUUUGUGAAAAUCAUCCAUCAUGUAUGAAAUCUCAAAUAAUCAAAGAAAUGGUAAACAUUAUUGAAAAUGCAGUUGAUUUAGAAGACAACAUAAAGGUAAUCAUUUAAAAUGCCAUUAAUUUCUCAUGCGAUAUUACUAAACUAUGGUUUG